Molecule: messenger RNA, 2466 nt
Organism: Scophthalmus maximus (turbot)
Lineage: Eukaryota; Metazoa; Chordata; Actinopteri; Pleuronectiformes; Scophthalmidae
Exons: 5
Coding region: 1152-1991 (279 amino acids)
Source: RefSeq, a predicted model, not a curated record
CGCCCUGCGUCAGACUGAGGCAGCACCAUGACGACCACGUGCAAGCCGCCAUCGCAUCUGAGGAUGUAUCUUCGUGCCCCAGCUCUGUCGACCGCGCGUUUCGAUGAGGGCGUCGUCUUCCCUGCAGUCAUUCCUACGGAGGGACGUUCGGCUGCGUUCAGCCUCAGUGACGGGGAAGGAGGGUAUAAAAUCAUCUCCCUCAGCUGUUUUGUUUUUUGGUGAAAUCCACCUGUGCUGUUGAUGAGACCAGUGUUUCCAUCACACGGUGCUGCAGGGAAGACACAUUGGUUUUCUGCAUCUGAUUCUUUUUACAUGCAAAUUUUGGCUGAACUCUGUAUUUAUAACAUCGAUAAAAUAUUGUUUUAUAUUGUAGUUGCUGCAAAAGUGUAUUUUAAAGUAGAUGGGGUAACCACAUGACACAGCAUAGUGCAAUAUGAUUUUUAAUGCAAACACAGCUUCCUAAUAUCAAUACACGUUAUUUUUAUAAAGGACUUUUGAGGACUUUAUUCAGAAAAAAGAGUCAUUGGCAUAAAUGAUCACCGUAAACCAUAGGAAUGUGUAUCAGUUCAUAAGCAUUACAGGCAAACUUACUGUACAUGGUAACUCUUAAAUUAAAGGUUAAUAUUGAAAUAGCUUUUUUCAUAUUAACAUUUGCAGGACGCAUCUGUUAAGCAGUUCAACAAAAGACAAAAAAUGGAAGAAAUCAAACUCAUUUUGAAACCGUGCUGGGACAAAUAUUCUACACAAGGCACGCGCGGGGUAUGCUUCUGGAUAUCAGUUAUAUCUGGGUGUACCUAAUAAACUGCAAAUAUUAUGAACGAUUUCAGAACUAUGGUGAGUCAGUGCAUCUUGCUGUGUUUUCAUACUGACCAAAAUAUAAAAUGACUUCUAUUGAGCCCAGUGAAAUAAUUUUUUAUGCACAAGUGUCACUAAGUAACGUAAGUCACGCAAGCAGAGUUUAUAUGUCAAAUUGCAGAUGAACGUGCACGACAUGCAGCUGAGGUGGUUAAUGCAGAGAAGUGGUGAGUCGAGUGUGUGUUGGGUUGGAGGAGGGACUCCUCGUCGCAGUGAAGAUCAUUUACAGAACUCAGAAGCUGCUUCGCCAGCGAAGAGAGAAGUGAGGCGACGAAAAGACCAUCAGAGCCUCAGACAUGAAAGUCCUUCACACCCUGAUCUGCUUCUUUCUCUCAGCGCUGCAGGACAGUAAGACACGUCUCGCUGGUGCAGAGGUCGUCUGGACUGGAACAGAAGGAGGAGCCAUCACAGUUACAUGCUCAUUUUCUUUAUCUGGAAAGAAGAGACUCUUCUGUAAGGAGAAAUGUGGAGAAGGAGACGUUCUUAUAGAAACAGAAGACGACAUAAAGAAGAGUGGCAGAUAUAUCAUUCAAUAUGAAGAAGGAUUUUAUCCAGUGUUAAGCACAUUAGUUCAUGUGACCAUCAAGCAGCUGACCAUGUCGGACUCAGGAUCGUACGAGUGUGGUUUGAAAAGAUCCCUUGGUAAAGAUGGAUACGAGCAGAUUAGGAUCAACGUCAGAGGCGGUUCACUCGUCUCUCAUCCAGGUUGGACUUUGCCUCUGGUCGCUCGUCUGGUUGUGAUGGUGCUGUUGGCCGCUUCAAUACCGCUGCUGUACCGGUGGAAGAGAAGAGGCUGCGCUGAUCUGAACGGCAGGACCUCGACCAGCGGAGAUAACUACAGUUCAGGCCCUAUGACGGUCGUUCCCCAGCCUCCGCACUGGGAGACCCCGACCACAAGGUCGUGGAUUCCGCGGCCUACGAGAGCCUCGACCACCACAACAGAGAUGACCACAUUUACUGCACACUCGGACAGCAAAUGUGAUUUUGAAUCUGGAAACAAAACAACAUUCGAUGACAUCCUCCUUCUGAAAGCCGACGUAUAUUUUUUGAUGAAAUGUUAUUUCUUAACCUUUAACCCAUUUUUCCCCUUCAUGUAUAUUAAUUGUGUGUUGUUAUUGCUGUUAACAAAUUACUAAUGCGCAUAUUGUAUUACAAAAAAACCCUGAUAUAAAUACAUACAUACAUAGAUCACGUGUGAGAUUUAGAAUAAAAUAAUUCCUGUAAAGUCAACUGGAUUAUACACAUAUAUACAUAAAUGCAUACAUACAUAUCUCAGUCAACAUAUUUAUUUAUAAAGAAUUUAGUUGUGUUGAGAGGGGAAUGUUCAGAGAUUCUACAAAUUGGCUGCGAUGAAAAAGUUCAUAUUGUUACAGAUAUUUGUGAGACGUGGAAUGUAAUGUCACAAUUUGUGGUUAUGGAAUACUUCUUUUGUUCAAUUUUGCCAUCAACUAAGUUGUAAUGUUUUGUUUGGUUUCUAUGGUAACUUUCGCGCUGGUCUGCACCACAUUAAAAAAAUGGUUUUGAUUAAGAUAAAUCGAGGAAUAUUGCCAAGCUUUACUGCCACAACAUGUAGAAUAGAUGCUUCUUGGCUAAUAAACAAAAUAAAGACCA